AUGAGCGACAAACGAAGCUUCGUCGGCGUGUGCAGCGCGACGAGUGGGUGCGUGCUCCACGCCAACCACGCCGGCGAGUGCCGUGUCGCAGAGAUGUCCGAGGAGGAGUACGAGGUCGAGGCGUUGCUCAAGGAGCGGCGCGUGGGCAAGCGGAGCCAGUUCCUGGUCAAGUGGCAAGACUGGCCAGAGGAGGACAGCACUUGGGAGUGGGAGUCGUCGCUCUCCAACUGCAAGCAGAAGGUGCGUGAGUACCGGGCAUCGGCCGCCGCGGCAAAGCCCCCGCCAGAGGCGCCGCCGAAGAAGAAGCGCCAUGCAGGAGCCGUGCCGGCAAAGGCAACAGCGGACGCCAAGCGGCCGAAGCGCAGGGACACGCCCGCGAUCGAGGCGGCGCCAAAGCCGGCGCCAAAGACGUCAGCGCCACAGAGCACAGGUGGCAGGGCGACGCCAGAGCCCGCGGCCGCCCAGGCGUCGAGCACGGCAUCGUCUGCGGCGACAUCCGCCGCCGAGCUGACCACUCCAGAGGCUGUGGACGGGUCGCCGAGCUCCGAGCAGGCGGAGCAGGGAGAGAGAGCUUCCGAGACGGAGGAGGAGGAAGCGGGAGGCACCUCCUACCGCCGCAGCGUCUCCGCGGCGGAAUCACCUGGCGGCCGCUCUGCCGGGGAAGGAGGCGCUGCAACUUACGUCCCUUCCACCUUCGGCAUGUCUGGUCUCGCGAGCAGGCUUCUCGACGCGGCGCUCGAGGAUGGGGACAUGCGCGGCCCGCUGAGCGGCAUGUUCCCCGUUCAUCUCCCUGUCCCUUCUUUUGCCGACGCCCUCGCGACGCUGAGCGACAAGCUUCCAAAGGUCGACCCGAGCAAGGGCCAGCUCGCAAAAAUGGCAUGGAAGAAGGCCGGCAGCAUCCAGGCCCAGUUCCCGUCUCUCACGCGCGACGAGUGCGCUGCUGUCGUUCUGUACACGAUGGAGGACAUGCCGCGCGAGCGAUCUCCCUACUACGUGAUGAAUGCUGCGCUGAGGGAGAAGAACCGGCAGGCGGUGAGGCCGUGGCGAGACUUUGUGUGGCUGCUGCUGCACGCGCUGCGCAAGCUGCCGCCGAGCAAGGCGCGCGUUGUCUACCGUGGCAUGGCCGGAUCGGAGCUUGAGGAGGGAGCCGAGCUACAGUGGUCGGCCUUCUCCAGCACGGCGACUAAGGUUGACGUGAUGGAGGUUUUCCUCGACGCGGAGGAGGCCACCGCGGGACCGCGCACCAUGAUCCACCUGGAGCUCACCGAGCCGGUCGGCCGCGACGUCUCUGCCUUCUCCCUCUACCCGCAAGAGUGCGAGGUGCUGCUCCCACCCAAUGUCUGCUUUGAGGUUGUGUCGCGCUACAAGGCCGGCAGCGGCCUCGUGAUCGUGCAGUGCAGGCAGACGGAGAGCCUCGACGCGCUGCUCGACUUUGGCCGCAGAGGGGAUGUGCCUUUGGGGCAGCCCGUCGAUGAGGUGCCCAUGGGAGCGCCGGCCGACGCGGAGGAGGAGCUUCAGGCAAAGAUGGCGCGGCUGCAGGUCGCGAGGGAGAAUGCGGUGAAGGAGGCUCAGCGCGAGCGCGACGUGAGCCGGCUGAUUGAGCUCGGAGCUGAAACGCGUGAGCGGGCAAUCGAGCUGCUUGAGCGAUACGGCUCGUUGCAAGCGGCUGCGAACGCGUUAGGUAAGCGCGAGCCGGUGUUAUAG
Messenger RNA from Emiliania huxleyi CCMP1516, 1704 nucleotides. RefSeq lists its product as hypothetical. The transcript has 5 exons. Gene Ontology annotation, molecular function: chromatin binding; NAD+-protein-arginine ADP-ribosyltransferase activity. The record is from RefSeq and is a predicted model, not a curated record. Gene Ontology annotation, biological process: negative regulation of transcription by RNA polymerase II; chromatin organization. NCBI's taxonomy places the organism in Eukaryota, Haptophyta, Isochrysidales, Noelaerhabdaceae. Gene Ontology annotation, cellular component: pericentric heterochromatin. The coding region runs from base 1 to 1704 and encodes 567 amino acids.